Notodromas monacha is the source of this 1030-nucleotide messenger RNA. The record is from the annotation of a GenBank genome assembly. Lineage: Eukaryota; Metazoa; Arthropoda; Ostracoda; Podocopida; Cyprididae.
AUGUCGGCGGAUUUCGAUGUUGACGCGAUACAGCAAGCGGAAAUUGACUCGGUUUCGGAAGAUUUUCCGGACAUGAAUGCUCCAGAGCCGAUUGUUAUCCGCGGAUGUGGGAAUGUUACUGUUUUCGGCCUUUGCAACAAGUUUGAUGACGGGUUUCCUUUAGCGCUGAAUGGAAAGGUUGCACCAGAAGAGUUCAAAGGGACAAUGUCACGAUUGAACUCGGUGUUGAAGAAAACCCUUCCCAUCAACGUGAAAUGGCUGCUAUGUGGAUGUCUUUGUUGCUGUUGCACGCUUGGGUUUUCUUUGUGGCCAAUCAUUUGCUUGAGCAAACGGACGAAAAGUUUGUUGGAGAAGGCCAUCGAAUGGGAAAACACCAAUUUGUAUCGAAAACUCGGGCUCAGAAUGAAGCUGGAUAAGCAACAUUGCCAAAGCAAUGGAAACCUGAUGGAAUAUGUGAUAUUGAUCCAAUGCUUACCAAAACUUCAUCUUCAUUGCCCGGAAUGAAAAUAUGGACUGCGUGAUUAUUGAUUGCUAGUCUGAUGUGGUCUUUCAGUGUCUUCUCUGGUACCUGAACGUUAUGUGUGUGGUUUUUUAAAGAUGAAUUGAAUAUGCGAGUUUUGUCGUGAAUCUCAACUGGAAACGAGGAAUGCGGUUUUUUUUUUCUGCGCGAGAAGUUUUAUUUUUUGGAUUGUUACGAGUGGUUGUUUCACUUAAUUUUUUAUUUUUCCCAAGUUGAUUUGUUGAUCAAUGGACUUCUUAGAUCGGUCGUAUUGAACGAAGUCUUGGAAUAAUUCAAGUAACAAAUUCGAAUGUUUACAGAAGUACGGAAUCUGCUGAUUUGUCAACUGGAGCAGAAAACGUCGCCAGAUUUAUUCGGAUGCGGGUAAUUUUCAUAAAUACUGUACAGUAUUUCGAAAGCUUUUGUUUUGUCGUGGCAAAAACGGGAUUCUGGCGGAUAUUUUCCGGCUUAUUCAAUUUUGAAGUGACUACGCUUGUUAGCUGCCAUUUCUUUAAAAAUUGUCGCACGCUG